Messenger RNA from Lodderomyces pseudojiufengensis, 618 nucleotides. RefSeq names its product Nuo1p (gene NUO1). The transcript has a single exon. The record is from RefSeq and is a predicted model, not a curated record. Lineage: Eukaryota; Fungi; Ascomycota; Pichiomycetes; Serinales; Debaryomycetaceae. The coding region runs from base 1 to 618 and encodes 205 amino acids.
AUGUCAUAUACCCAAUCUAAUAUACCCGUCAGGGCUCCACCUAUUCAAAGUGAUUAUGAAUUAAUAGACGGUGAUCCAUAUUUUGGAAGAGUUGUAUCAUAUUUCAGACCAUCAGAUUAUUUAAAAUGGGGUAUAUCAACAGCUAUAGUACCACUAGGUAUACAAUUAUGGGAAAGACUUGAACCAUCUUUGGGUAAAGGUAUGAAACCAUCUCCAAUAAGUGGAACAACAUAUAGAGCUGCUACAGCAAUUGGAUUUUUUGGUGGUUUUUUUUUAGCAUAUAUACAUUCAAGUCAAAGAUUCUUGGGAUGGAGUGAAAAUAAAAGAGAAGUAACAAAAGAUAGAUAUGAAAUAAAAAAAUUAUUAAGUCAAGGAAAAUUACCAUAUCAUGAAAAUGAAUCAGUAUUAGAUGAUAGAAAUAAAGAUAUUGCAAAUAGAAAUUCUCAAUAUAGUUCUACAUUUUUAUUUAUAAUGCCUUGGUUUAAUUUAGCUUAUCAUCCUUAUCAUCAAGUUAAUUUACAAAGAUAUUAUGAAACUAGACCAGGUGAAGAAAAUUGGGGAUUUAAUUUAAAACCUUUGGAUGAAAUAUAUGCAAAAUAUGAGAAAAAAGUUGAAUAA